Magallana angulata is the source of this 787-nucleotide messenger RNA. Its product is annotated as histone H1-delta-like. Gene Ontology annotation, biological process: nucleosome assembly; negative regulation of DNA recombination; chromosome condensation. Gene Ontology annotation, cellular component: nucleus; nucleosome. Bases 66 to 656 code for a protein of 196 amino acids. Lineage: Eukaryota; Metazoa; Mollusca; Bivalvia; Ostreida; Ostreidae. The record is from RefSeq and is a predicted model, not a curated record. The transcript has a single exon. Gene Ontology annotation, molecular function: structural constituent of chromatin; double-stranded DNA binding; nucleosomal DNA binding.
GACCCCAUUAUUUCCUCGUCUUAGUUCGCAGUGAAUAGAACGCCGUUUCCAUUUCGUCCGAAACCAUGGCAGAUACAGCAACCACAACCCCAGCCAAGAAGAAGGUUACAAAGCCUAAGGUGCCAGCAGCGCACCCCAAGUACGUUGACAUGAUCAGGGCCGCCCUGGAAUCUUUGAAAGAGCGUGGCGGAUCUUCCAGACAAGCCAUUCUAAAGUACAUAAUGGCCAACUACAAAGUCGGCAACGACGUCAACUCCAUCAACGCCCACUUGAAAAUGGCUCUGAAGAACGGAGUGAAGAAAGGUGCUCUGAAACAAGCCAAGGGCACAGGCGCCAGUGGCUCCUUCAAGCUUGGUGACAAGCCCAAGACUGAGAAGAAGCCAAAGGCCAAGAAAGUUGCCAAGCCUAAGGCAGCAAAACCCAAGAAGGCCGCAGCAGCAAAACCAAAGAAGGUAGCCGGAGAGAAAAAGACUGCAGAGAAGAAGAAGAAGUCCCCCAAGAAAGCAGCCGGACCGAAGAAGGUUAAGACUCCAAAGAAGAAGGCAGCAACUAAAUCCCCAAAGAAGGCAGCAGCCAAGCCAAAGAAGGUCAAGACACCUAAGAAGUCAGCUGCAAAGAAAGCCAAGACUCCCAAGAAGGCAGCAGCAAAGAAAUAAGCAAUUCCAGCAUCACUGCAGAUUGCUCACUUUAAAAAAAAAAAAAGCCCUUUUCAGGGCUACCCAUAUUUUUCGAAAAGAUGUCUCAAUUACAAAUAACAAAGAAACGUACAUGUGUGUGUGUGUGUGUC